Teleopsis dalmanni is the source of this 639-nucleotide messenger RNA. RefSeq names its product putative odorant-binding protein A10 (gene a10). The record is from RefSeq and is a predicted model, not a curated record. NCBI's taxonomy places the organism in Eukaryota, Metazoa, Arthropoda, Insecta, Diptera, Diopsidae. The transcript is spliced from 2 exons. Bases 42 to 527 code for a protein of 161 amino acids.
ACAAAAUCUUUCAACUGCAACAGCUCUAAACGAUUCUUAAAAUGCUACGCCUACUGAAUACUGUUGCGCUAAUUCUAAUUGUAUACGGCGUGGGAUUAACAACUUCCUUGCCGCAUCCGCCCACAACAACUGCACCACUAAUUGCCGCCAGACAGACUUACGACACAAAAUUUGAUAAUGUAAAUUUGGAUGAACUACUUGGACAGGAGCGUUUAUUAAAAAAUUACAUUAAAUGCUUAGAAAGUACUGGACCAUGCACACCUGAUGGCAAAAUGUUAAAGGGAUUUGCUAAUUUUAGAAACUCUCCCCGAGGCGAUGUCAACGAAUUGCGCCAAAUGCUCGGUGAAACAGAAGUACGGUUCCGACAAGGUAACACAUUUUUUGAUCGACAACCGUCCCGAAGAUUGGAAGCGUUUGGAGAAAAUCUACGAUCCGCAAGGAGCAUACCGCAAGCAGUAUUUAGCGCAGAAGGAAAAGAACAAUUCGAUGAGCGUAGAGGAGGCACAGGAGUCAACAACAUUUUUUGAAACGUGACAAUUAUUAUGACCCAUUCUAACUUAUGACGAAUUUGUAGCCAAGCUGUUAUAUAAUGUGCACACCUACAGAAUAAAGUUUACACUUGCAAGGAAAACGGUUAGA